ACUCACCCAUCUCUAAAAAAUAGCUGAGGUCAUGAGAGUGCUUGUUGAUGAAGAGCAUUUGGGUUGGAAUAAAGCGUGGGACAUUGCUUGCAACUGGCUUGCGAGCAUAUGCAGCAGAUCCUGACCUUCAACAAGAAUGGAUGAUGGUUAAGAAGGUUAACAAAAUGAGGCUCGCUGAGUACAUUGAAGCAAUGAGUGGUGUGAAGGUUAGUUUAGAUGCAAUGUUUGAUGUGCACACAAAGCGAAUACACGAGUACAAAAGGCAGCUGCUUAAUAUACUUGGCAUUAUCCAUCGAUAUGACUGUAUCGAGGUGAAUCUGAUUUUAUAUGGUGAAAAACUUCGCAUUCCAUAUUUUUAUAACUUAUUAACAAAGAACUACCUUAAACCUUCUAAAGGGAGCUAUCACCAUCCUCCAGCAUUGUGCAUACUUAGUUCAUCUUCUUGUCAUGGUAAUUUAAGAAGUUGGACAGUAAUUUGUAGAUUUUUCAAUGAGAUAUGA
Molecule: messenger RNA, 500 nt
Organism: Prunus avium (sweet cherry)
Lineage: Eukaryota; Viridiplantae; Streptophyta; Magnoliopsida; Rosales; Rosaceae
Source: RefSeq, a predicted model, not a curated record